GAAUGUAAAUCUGGCCACAAACAACGUCUCUCUCUUUCUCUGUGUGGCAGUGAAUGCAACGAGGUGAGGUCGGCAUAGGAGAAGGAUUGUGUUUUGCGCACACAUUACGAGGACUGGAAUAUAUUUGGGGGUGAAAAACCAAAAGAGAAAGGGCGAAACCCACCUUAAUACUGCGCUUUCCCUCUUCUCUCCCUCUCUCUGGACUCACGGACUUGGACAAAAUGGUUUUCCCGAAAUCCCAGUGACUGCGAUGUCAGCACCUCUCAUCCGCCUCGUGUGGAGCACAGACUGAAGAAAUACACACACACUGAGAGGAAAAAAGACGCGUUUUGGGGUCAGGCGUUUCUUCCUCAAGAGCAGCCGUUCAUUCACGGCACACUGAAUGCAAGAAACACUCGCCCCUGGCAGCUGAAGAUGACGUUACUAUGGAAACAGUUUUUGCUGCUAUCAAUCAUGGAGUAUCUUGCAGAGUGUCUGGAUUACAAAUCCUUUAACGGCCCAAAAUGGCGGAUGGAGCCCAGCGAUCUCACGGUCGGCUCAUUGGAGGAAGAAGCCACUCUGACCUGUGAUGCUAAAGGCAUUCCUUCACCACAGUACAGGUGGACUCUGAACGGCACAUUGAUUAAUUUCAAGACUGAUUCCCGUCGGCGGCUAUCCGGGGGGAAUUUAGUCAUUAGGAGUCUGGACCGGUCCCAGGAUGGAGGAAUAUACCAGUGCACUGCAUUCAACCCACUGGGAGCAGUGCUUAGUAGAAGAGCAAGCCUCCAAUUUGCAUACUUGAAUUUAAAAACUCAGACGAGAAGUGCCGUAUCUGUGCGAGAGGGCCAAGGGGUGGUUUUACUGUGCGGUACGCCAUCAUAUGCCGGAGAUCUCUCAUUUGCAUGGGUCUUUAAUGAGUACCCUUACUUUGUUCAGCAAGACAAUCGUCGCUUUGUCUCUCAGGCGACGGGAAACCUUUACAUCGCCAAAGUGGAGCCGUCGGAUGUGGGGAACUACACGUGCGUGGUGGUAAAUCGCAUUACUAAGGGCAAAGUCCUGAGCUCCCCGACCCCUCUGGUGCUACGGACGGAUGGUGUCAUGGGUGAAUACGAGCCAAAAAUUGAGGUUCAUUUCUCUGACAUGGUUCCAGCUGCAAAGGGAUCCAUCGUGACACUGGAAUGUUUCGCUUUGGGGAACCCGGUUCCCGAGAUCACAUGGAGGAGGGCGAAUGGGGUUCCGUUUCCCAGCAAGGUGAAGAUGAAAAACUCAAAUGUGGUUUUGGAGAUUCCCAGUUUCCAGCAGGAGGAUGCCGGAGGCUAUGAAUGUGUGGCAGAAAACAAGAUGGGAAAGAACACGGUUCAAGGACGACUGUCUUUCCAUGCAAAGCCUCAGUGGGUGCAGACGAUGCGAGACACUGCUUUGUCAAUUGAAGAGAGACUUUUUUGGGAGUGUAAGGCCAAUGGCAAACCCAAGCCUUCAUACAGCUGGCUGAAGAAUGGAGAACUACUCCCAGUCGAGGACAGGAUGCACAUAGAGAACGGAGCGCUGACCAUCAGCUCUGUAAACCUCUCGGAUGCCGGCAUAUAUCAGUGUGUGGCCGAGAACAAACACGGAGUCAUUUACUUUGGCGCCGAACUGGUGGUGUUAGCUUCACCCCCAGACUUUUCCAGAAACCCUCUCAGAGCUCUGCUUAAAGCCAAGGCAGGCAGCACAGUGUCAAUGGAGUGCAGGGCACAGGCCUUUCCUAUAGCCAUCAUCCUGUGGAGGAAAGGCAACGACCCGAUACAGGGCACUGAGAGGAUAACUCUUCUCCCUGAUGGAACGCUUCGAAUCACAAAUGUGACCAAGAUGGAUGGAGGGACAUACUCAUGUUUGGCUAGAAACCAGUUUGGUUCAGCCAGCACUACGGGAAGACUGCUGGUAACAGAUCCCACUCAGAUCACCCAGGGUCCAGUGGACAUGGAGAUCAUUGUGGGGGAGAGCAUCGUCCUGCCCUGUCAGAUCUCAUGUGACCCUGCUCUGGAUGUUUCUUUCUCCUGGGCCUUUAAUGGGCAGCUGCUUAACACACUCGACCAACAUUAUGAGCAUGUGGGUGGGAGCACAUCUGGAGAUCUGAUGAUACGAAAUAUACAACUAAAACAUGCUGGAAAAUAUGUCUGCGUGGUCGACACAGAUGUUGAGAGUUUGUCGGUUGCAGCCAUUUUAAUUGUGAAAGGUCCCCCGGGAGCUCCGGAUGGCAUUACAGUGGAAGAGAUCACGGACAGCACGGCUCAGCUUUCCUGGAGACCGGGCCAGGAUAACGGCAGCCCCAUCACGAGUUAUAUCAUCCAGGCCAAGACGGCUUUCACUGUGGGCUGGCAGGCGGUGAACACGGUCCCGGAGGUGAUUGACGGGAAUACCCUGACAGCAACAGUGGUGGAUCUGAAUGCAUGGGUGGAGUACGAGUUCAGAGUCCUGGCCAGAAAUAGCGUUGGUGUAGGCGAGCCAAGUCCAGCUUCUCUUAAGUCCAGGACUGAAGAUGCAGUUCCCGACACUGCCCCCGCUGAUGUCGGAGGUGGGGGCGGCUCCAAGUCAGAGUUAGUGAUAACAUGGGAGCCUGUGCCUGAAGAACUUCAAAACGGAGACGGUUUCGGAUACAUCAUCGCUUUCCGGCCGCUGGGGGAGGUCAACUGGACGCACGCCGUCACCUCUGCGCCGGGACAGUCUCGCUUUGUGUACCGUAAUGAGAGCAUUCCUCCCUUCUCUCCAUUUAAUGUGAAAGUCGGUGCCUACAACACCAAAGGCCAGGGACCGUUCAGCCCUGUAACAAUCGUGUUUUCAGCUGAAAAUGAGCCCAGUGGCGUUCCUGGUGGCGUGUGGGCCAGAAGCAUUUCUGCCACUGAAAUUGAAGUGAUCUGGCACAUUCUCACCUCGUCCCCCGAAAGAGUGUUGGGCUACGAGGUGAUGUACUGGGAGGAUGAUACAAAACCAGAGACCAUGGGCAAAGUCAGAGUGUCUGCCAAUCAAAACAAGGUUAACAUCAGUGGCCUGAGAGGAUUCACUCAGUAUUUCCUGACUGUGAGUGCUUUCAACACGGCGGGCACCGGCCCCAUCUCACCCACCAUCAACGUGACCACCAGAAAGUCCCCACCCGGGCAGCCACCUUUGAACGUGGAGUGGAACCUGAUUGGCUCCAAGCUCACCGUUCAUUGGGAACCCGUCAUUUCGCUGGAAAUGGAGUCAGAGGUUACUGGGUAUCAGGUGUCUUACAGGAGGAACCGACAUAAAGAAAUUAACACGAUAUCAACAAACCUGACCUCGGUGGAGCUCACCUUACCCGCCGAUGAUGAUUACAUCAUUCAGAUCCGAGCGCUGAGCGACGGGGGAGAGGGAACCCCUACUGAACCCAUCAACAUCCAUAAGCUUAGUAUGAGUGUACGAGGUUCCAGAGCCUGGCGAGCCAAUACCAUCCCCAUCUCCUUGCUUUCCAUUAUCGCAUUAUCGACAGUGAGACCGGCUUUGUGUUAACACUCUGAAGAAUUGAACAUCCCCCAACCAGGUCUGAUUGCCCGUCCUCUUCCUCGCUGUGGGAUCAUGGGAGAAAGACAGCGAAACGCUUCUGAGGCAAGAUUAUUGAUCCAUCUCUCCAUAGUUAUCGGAGCCAAUGGCCGGCGAGCCAUUUGAGGAGCGUGACGGAUAAACAACAACGUCACAGCGGUUGGAUUUCGUGUGCAUGUUACUACGGUGUAUCAUUGUCUUCUUGCAAACGAUCCGAGACCCUAACAAGGUCUAUCCGAAGGUUUUUGAACGAGGAGGGAUGACUCAUAUUACUGCACUGAGAUUUCAUCUCCAAUCCCUCAAAACAAAUGCCUUAUUUCCAUGUACAUGCCAAAGUAGUUAGGAUCAGUAUUAAGUUGUUUGUCGUGAAUGAUUUGUACUUCAUUAGUACGUCUUUAAUAACAUUUAGCCUCUGCUUACUCAUUCUUGUACAAGAGUCUAUGUGCCUUAUCUAUGUUUAAGUGUACGUAAGGCUUGUCUUUCUUUGCUUCGGGCACCAUUGUUGCAGCUACAAGCCGCUGGUACUUUAAGAUUGUCACAAUGGUACAUUCUCAUUAUGGAGAUUGUGUGUUUUGGUUUAUGCCUUUCACAAGCGUGUUAACAGCAGGAGGCGGUAAGAUGGUUAUUUUUGGGAUCUCGACAUGCAUAAAUAUAACACACCACUGGUAUGCACAGGCUUGGCAUCUGUUAUUAGUGUGUUAUGAGUCAUGGGAAUUAAUAACACAAGAAAAAAAUUAAAUUCAGAUAAGUGAAGAGUUUUAGGUAACACUUUUUAACAAGGAAAUGCAUUACAAUGAACAAUAUAGUGUUUUUAUCAUUUAUUAAUCUUUGUUCAUGUUAGUUAAUGCCAAUACGGUUGUUUGUGUUAGUUCAUUGUGCAUUAACUAAUGUUACAGAAUGUAUUAGUUAAUGCUGACAUGAAUAUGAACUAAGAUUAAUAAUUUCAAAGACUUUGAGGAAAAAAUUACAAUGACCCAUGAGUUUUUUUAUCAUAAGUCAAGAUUUUUAUCUAAAUCCUUAAUUAACAUUUCAUUACUUUUCCUUUAUUAUAUAAAUAUUAAAUAUUGUUAUUUAUGAUUUUCUUUCAUAUGAAGUACUUCAUAUGUUGUCCUGCAGUUUCCAGGUUCUGUCUAGUACUGUAUUAUGUGACCCUGUCUGUGAAAUCCAGGCUAAAGUCUCAUAAUCUAAUGAUGCUAAUGAUGAGAUUUUGAGCAUCAAAGUUCAUUCAUUGAUUUAAAUCUUUGACAUGAUCUUAUUCAGUCAAUAUUAAAGAUAUCAAGGUUAUAUUUUCACUGAAUGUUCUUUGAUGAUUUUAUGUAGAAAUCACAAAAAAAUUAAAGACCACAUUUUAGUGCACUGGUUUUAUUUUAAUCAUCUGUUAGCUCUGCUGUUAACAACAUCUAUUAUGUGACACAGUACAUUAUUGUGGGUUCGCACCAGAUGCGAAUUCAACGAUUUGCACGAGUAGAUUACAUACAAAGUCAAUGCAGAGACGCGAUCAGACGCGUCCUCGCUUGGGGCGAUGCGAAUGACUCGAUAUGGGUGGCGCGUUUGCCUCGAAAACACACGCUAUACGCUUCAAACACGUGCUGCGUAAUAUCAUUGUGCCUGCUGCAGCCAUGUUACGGCAGCAAAGUCCUUAAUUAUUAAGCCUCAAAAUGAGAGUAUAGUUCCUAGCCGUAUCUGCCUAGAAAAUCGCAACUUUUAAUUUUCCGUCGGACCUUAUACACUAUGUAACUACAGAAGAGUCAAGUUUUUUUGGUUAUUUUUUAGCACAAUGCUAAUGGUCUAAUCAGAUUCAAUGGACUAUGCUAAAAUGAGCAUAUUUUCAAAAAAAGUGGAGUGUCUCAUUAAACCAUGUCCAGGAAACCACCCCUUUAUGUUUACUAUGUCUGAUAAUGCAUUGGAUGCAAGUUGUUAUUUUCCUCUGUUAUUAUCUACAGCAGAGGUUCUCAAACUAUUUGGGGUCAGGGACUCCCUUACAAUUAUAAAAGUUAUUCAGCAUAUGCUUACCACAAUUUGCAACCUGAAUACUUCAGACUUGUUUUUACUGAUAAACAAAAACACAUUUCAGCUUUAAUCAUCUUCAUUCCACGUGUGUUUUAAUUUUCAGAGGGUUAUUUAAUUUAAUUAUAUUUUGACUCAAAAUUGCUACUUUUUACUUUUCAAAUUUAAAAGCUUUUCUAGAAGCAAGACUCUCAUAGUUAGCAGAUGGUCCCUAUAAGAAAUUAUGACCUUUUUAAUAAUAAAGCACAAUUGUGUAAUACAAAUCAAAUGAGUUUGCGGACCCCCUGGCUAAGGGAGGUCCCUGGGCCCUGCUUUGAGAACCCCUGAUCUACAGUAGAUGAAUGAGCUGUCUGUUAACAAAAAGUCGACCUGAUGCUGGUCUUUCUGUGUGCGUUAUACAGAUACCAGUAGAGAUUUAAUUGCAGCCCUAUUUGUUAUUCAUGGGCAUAGGGUGGAUAGCAUAAGUGUGUUGAAUGCUGCAAAUGUUUGUUCCAUCCUACACUUAAAAUGCUAAAUGUUUGCUGAAUGCAUCUCCCCAUGUCUAUUGUGAUUGUUGAAAGUUUUUAUGUUUUUUAUGUUUUAAGUUUUGCUUUGUAUUUUAUGUUUAUUUGGCAAACAUCAGUCAAUAGGAAUGGGAAUAGGAAAGCAAUGCGGCCUCUGUUAGUACCGUUUAUUUGGAAGUGUUGUUGUUUGAAUUAUGCAAAUUAGCUAAUAGCAUAAACAUGCCUAUAAAGUCACCCCUGAACACAACUUGUACACAGUUUAACCAUCUAUUUUUGGACUAUACAGCACCCCACCGCAGCAAUUUUUAAAUACAGAAAGGGUGUUUAACCACCAUUUAUGAUUGGAUAUUUUUAACCGUCCAUAAUCUAAUGCUGGAUUCCGACCAAAUGCGGUAGAGUUGCCAAAAACGCGUUAUUUGUGCAUAUUUGGACACCUGAACAUUAUGAGUUUACUCGCUUCAUUUGCGCAUGAAAGCCUAGAAAUCCGCGUCAUGGGAGGGGCUUCUGUGACUCCACUCGCUUCCUGUAAUCACGUCACUACUAGAGUAAGCUCCUGAUCUGUUAAUGCAGCGCAAAUAUUCACCAAUGUUCAGAUUUUUCAACGUUCAAUUCAUUAGGAGCGCACCAUCCGCGCUGCAGGAUGGCUAUUCGCGUAUUUAACAUGUUAAUCACUCGCACUUGUCGCCUCUUCCACGUCUGGUGUGAAUGCCACAUAAUGAUUAUAUUAGGAGUUUAAUUCAUUGAUUUAAAUCUUUGAAGAUAUCAAGGCUAUAUAAAAACAGAACUAUAGUUUCAAAUAGUUUCGUGACUACUUCAGAUGCGUGUCUGAACUGAAUUAAAAAAUAUAUAUAUUUAAAUGUUAUUUGCGAAAAUGUUUGUGCAAAUAUUUAGCACAUUCACCCCAAAAGUUUGUUUUUAUUUGUUGACAGUAUGUGCAUUUUGGACUUUUAAGUUUACUAUUUUAAGUUUUCACUUGUGAUAAGUUGACAUAACUUAUAUAAUCAAGUUGAAAUUGUUUAACUCAAUUUGUGAAGUUAAAGUAACUUAAAAAUAUAUGUUGAUUUGACAUCACUUUUUAUGCUGCGUUUACACCAGCCAUGGUAGAGGCGGCAAAAACAGAACAUUUGAAUUCACUCGCUUUAUUCACACGUGAAAUUCUAGUCAUUCAAGAAAUUCACGCGGAAAUUUGCGUCAUGGGAGGGGCUUCUGAGACUCCGCUACUCUGUUCACUUCCUGUAAUCAUGUCACUACUACAGCAAGGUCUUGAUUGGUUAACGCGGCGCAGAAGUCCGCCAAAGUUCAAUUCGCUUACCGCGUGUACCGCGCCACAGGAUGCCUAAUCGCAUCUUUGCAUUGACUUAACAUGUAAAUCACCCGCGCUUGCCGCCUCUACCGCGGCUGGUGUAAACGCAGAAUUACAGUGUGGGCUGCGGCACUAAUUCGAGUCCACUUACCAGAUGCUCCUCAGGGUCUUUAUUAGCUGAAUCGGAUGUGUUUAGGAAACUUUGGAGCGAAAAUCUGCUUACAAGCACUUGAAAUGUUGAGAAAUGCUUUAGGAACAAACUAUUAAUUUGUACACAGCACAAUUAUUAAAAAAACAUACAGCUUAACUAUUUUUUUGCCAAAACACAUGAAGGGAAAAAUGAGGAACCUGAAACGCUUCGGUCUCUUUUAAGUCAUUUUAUGAUUUGACUGAUCCUUGCCUUGAAGUAGAAGCCAUUAACCGCCCUAUUAACUGAUAGGUCACCCUGCAGGGGCUUUUGACCAAAUCUGCAAGGUAAUAAUAGUUAUCAGGACAGACUAGAGAUAGAUGUUAGAUGAAGAGCAUGUCAAACUCAUUUAUUUUAUUCACUAUUUUCUGUGUCAUACUUGUAUUGGAGACCAGAAGUACACUUUAAGCGCAUUUGUAAGACACUCACUUACGAACAUUAGAGAAGACGCCAGGGCAAUGUUCAAGGCCACUCGCACAAUCGACCACGGUUUUGAAUUAAAAGGUCAAAUAUAAAGGAGCAUAAGAGGAAAGGAAAUGAAAACACGCCGUCUUUGAGAGAGAAAAGUCGCAUUGUCCGCGUCGACUUGCCGUACAAUAUAGAUGUCACAUCAAACUCUGUCGAAGCUCUUGGAUGCUUUUGUGUCCAGGAUGAAGGCUGCUGCAUGAUUUUGAUUUAACCUUUGAUAAUGGCUGCUGACAUUUAGGUGCCUGUUGGGACUUUUGUGUAUUUUGUUCUGGAUCGUCAGACCAUCUUUGUGGAUAUUAUUCAUAUUUUGUCUUCAGAGUUGCUUCAGAGUUUUUCAUCUGAGAUCCUUAAGUGCUUAUUAUAAAUGUAUAAAAAAGAUAGAUUAAAAAUAAUUCAUUGGUUUAUGUGAUUGCUUAAAAAAAAGAAAAAGUGAUUUGUAUUUUGUAAGUAUUGUUUGGUUGUAUGAGUUCAUCAACAUUGUAAUGGCUUUUUUGUUUUUAAAAAGGGUCAAGUGUUGUGCAAAAUAGGCUUUUUUGGGUACAACAAAAACAGAAAUUUGAUUUGCAAAAAAGUCAAGUUAAUUUUUCUUUCUCUUUUUCUGGUUAAAAUAAUGAGACGUUCAAGAUGAACUUGUGUUUUAAUGUGUUAAAUUCAUCUGUGUAACAACACUUGACCUGCUGUUUUGAUAUCUCUGUAUUAAUACAUUGCUUUUCAUCUCUGUGAGAUGAUGUACUUGAUCAGAAUACUGUUUUCAUAUUGGAAAGAUUUUGACUCACUGUGUAUAGUUACGCUGUGCAUGUUGAUUGUUUAAUGUGUGUACAUUUUCUAAAACAAAAUUUAAUAAAAUCGCUUAUUGGAGAUUUACCUCCAUUAUGUCAAAAGCCUGAGAAAUGUGUCUUAUGUAUUAGAUUGCAUUAUUACACAGAGAUCUAUAAUGCUUGAUUCUG
Molecule: messenger RNA, 8931 nt
Organism: Paramisgurnus dabryanus
Lineage: Eukaryota; Metazoa; Chordata; Actinopteri; Cypriniformes; Cobitidae
Gene: cntn3a.2
Product: contactin 3a, tandem duplicate 2
Biological process (GO): cell-cell adhesion
Molecular function (GO): protein binding
Source: RefSeq, a predicted model, not a curated record